This is a messenger RNA of Drosophila gunungcola (fruit fly), 4005 nucleotides long. RefSeq names its product opsin, ultraviolet-sensitive. Gene Ontology annotation, biological process: visual perception; G protein-coupled receptor signaling pathway. Gene Ontology annotation, cellular component: membrane. Gene Ontology annotation, molecular function: G protein-coupled receptor activity. Bases 762 to 2216 code for a protein of 484 amino acids. The transcript has 4 exons. Lineage: Eukaryota; Metazoa; Arthropoda; Insecta; Diptera; Drosophilidae. The record is from RefSeq and is a predicted model, not a curated record.
CCCAGUCGGUUGGCACCUCUGCCAUUGUUCGGAUGCUUUUAAUCUCUAAGCAACUGGCGGUUUAAUUAAAAAUUUCGUAUACGCCGCGUGUAAACAAAUAAUGGCUUUAGCAACGCUGUGAAUGCCGCUAAGUCUUCAAAGGAACGGCUAAAAAGCUUCUUAAACGAAAAUUCAAUAAAAUAACUUUUUGGGGUAAUCGCCAGAAAUUGAGUUAAAGUUUUGUUUCCGGUUGGCGCCAGUUGGCCAUUGGUACUGGCCAACUUUGGACCUGACCGAUGAUAAACUGAAAAGUAAACUUUUGUAAGAAUUUAGCAUUUUUCAGUACCAAGUGUUCUUAAAAAAAAAAAAAAUACAGAAUUCAAAAGCAAACAAAUUUGUAGAAAAAAAGUUGCAAUGCAAGGCACUAACAAAACUAAGUAGAGUGACAUUUUAGUUUGCGUAAAUAAAAUAACUCAAUUAUCACGGCAGGGUCACCGGCGGAUAGCUAAUUGCAGCUAACCCCAUUGGCGUUUAGCAAACGGAAAAUGGUUCGUGACCGCUGCAACCGCAUUGCCGCCAAACCACCAACCGCACCACUGAAGGCAUCCCCGUGGCGGCGACACACGACAUCCUUGCCAAAUGCGGCAGUUGAGGUGCUGGCAAGAAAAUAAGCGCCACUUUCGCGUUCACCCUUGCGGGCACGUUCCGGAUCCUGUUUGGAGAAGCUCGUAAAAUUCACGGGGUUUCGGGGUUUCGUGUUUGCGGGGUGAGGCCAACCAGACAUGGAGGCUAUCAUCAUGACGACCCUGCCCACACUGACAACGGAUGCGGCUGACAGUAGCUUUUGGCUAACCGGAGCCCUCUCGCUUUCCACGAUUUUGGCCAACUCGAGCCACGGCCCAACCGGCAGCACUUCCUCGGCGGCAGGCAAUCCCUCGGCGGCAUCCUCGGCGGUGAAUGUGGGGAAGGACCAUGACCAUGACAAGCACGUGAACGACAGCGUCUCCACAGCUCUGAGCAAUUACAGCUCAUACCCCAGCUACAUCCACUACCGGGACAAAUACGAUCUGAGCUACAUUGCGAAAGUUAAUCCUUUUUGGCUGCAGUUCGAACCGCCUAAAUCGAGUACCUUCCUCGUGAUGGCCACCCUAUACUUCGUCAUUUCGGUGGUCGGAUGUGUGGGCAAUGCCUUUGUCAUCUUCAUGUUCGCCAACCGCAAAUCGCUGCGAACCCCGGCCAACAUUCUGGUGAUGAACCUGGCCAUCUGCGAUUUCCUGAUGCUCGUCAAGUGUCCGAUUGCCAUAUACAACAACAUCAAGGAGGGGCCGGCUUUGGGUGAUGUUGCCUGUCGCAUCUACGGUUUCGUGGGCGGUCUAAGUGGCACCUGUGCCAUCGGAACGCUCACGGCCAUCGCUCUGGACCGGUACAAUGUGGUGGUGCACCCGCUGCAGCCGCUGAGACGCUGCUCCCGCCUGCGCUCCUACCUGAUUAUCCUGCUGAUCUGGUGCUACAGCUUCCUGUUCGCAGUGAUGCCGGCGCUGGACAUUGGCCUUUCUGUAUAUGUGCCUGAGGGGUUUCUGACCACCUGCAGCUUCGACUACCUGAACAAAGAGACCCCCGCCCGCAUAUUUAUGGCCUUGUUCUUUGUGGCGGCCUACUGUAUUCCGCUGACCGCCAUUGUGUACUCGUACUUCUACAUCCUGAAAGUGGUCUUCACAGCCAGCAGGAUUCAGUCGAACAAGGACAAGGCCAAAACGGAGCAGAAGCUCGCGUUCAUUGUGGCCGCCAUAAUUGGGUUAUGGUUCUUGGCCUGGUCGCCUUACGCCGUGGUGGCCAUGAUGGGGGUCUUUGGCCUGGAGCGGCACAUCACGCCCCUGGGAUCGAUGAUUCCGGCUCUUUUCUGCAAGACAGCUGCUUGCGUGGAUCCCUACCUGUAUGCGGCCACUCACCCGCGGUUUCGUGUCGAGGUGCGCAUGCUCUUCUACGGUCGCGGGGUUCUGAGGAGGGUCUCCACCACCAGGUCCUCGUACAUGACCCGAUCCCGAUCCUCGUUCACCCACCGAUUGCGCAGCAGCAACACCGGCGACGGAGGAAUGGGGGAUCAACGACUGGAGGGCUAUCUGAUGAACAACAACCUCAUGAUGGUGCCCGAGGAGACGGAGGAGAACGAGGAGAUCAUCGUGGUGGCCGAGAUCAACAAUUCGGUGAGCAGUGUCAUGGAACAGAGUAAGUUCUGAGGCGGCACUUCAAAAUAACCUGGUCUGUCAAAAAAAAUAUAAAAAAGCGAGCAUCCAUUCAAACACUGUAUAGUAGAGACCGAAAAAACAUAAAACCACUUGUUUACAUUGCUUCUAAUUUGUUUUUAAGAUCGUAAAGAUACAGAACUUUAUGUUUCUAUAUCUAUGUUUCACUAUAUUGUUUUAACGCCUUUGUCUUUAAAAAACUAGCUGAAACUAUACUCAAUUUAUCAUUAAUUCCCUAUUUAAAAGUAUUUAGUCUGAUUGAGAUGAAUAAUCAUGAGUUGAAAUAUAUCAAUAUAUAUAUAUAAUUUAACUAAGUUGUAUGUGGAAAUAAUAGGCACAACUGAAAUCAGAACGCAGGACGCAAAGUAAUUUCACUCUCCAAUAACGGACAGCAAUGGCACUAAUCAGUGGGCUUCAUGCAAUGUCAUUGAUGGACCUACAAUUGAAAUAAAAAUAAUAAAUAGAAAUGAAGCAGGGAAUUCCGACGAGCAGUGGCCGAGGGACAAGAAUAAACGACAGUGGCAACCACACUGGUGAUAGUAAACAUAUUAAUGAGCUUAUGUGAUGUUUAGACAGGGGCAGUAAGGAGCAGACAGGAAGAAAUACAGAAUGGACAACCUAGUCGAUAUAUGUAUACAGGGGAGGCACAUUUUAGGGGGGCCAAGGGAAAGGUUGAGUUAAGUACAAAGAAUGGGGUGGGCAUGGUAAUUCGAUAGGAAAAUUAAGCAGAAUUUCAGGGAAAGUCACUCAGAAUCAGGGUUCCGCCGUGGGUAUUAAAUGCUAGCAAGCGGAUUUACAGAAUGUGUGCAUUGUAAUUUAAUAUUGGGUAUAACACAAUCAAAAACAGAUUGCGGACUGCUUGGAUUUCAAUUGUGUAGUUCUCAAUAAAUUAAAUUAAUUGCGUUCAUGUCUCAAUGUCUAAUCCGGUGGUUCUGUGUAUAGAUAUUAUAGAUUGUAUACAAUGUCUACUCUUAAACCUAAAUAAGCAAACGACUUAAAUAAAGUCAUCGAGUACUUGUACCUGUAAGGAUAAUACGAAAAAGCGAAGAAUUGUAACUAAGCCAAAUAUAUAUCGAAUUUAUACUCUUGAUACUUAGCCGUAUCAUUUUAUAUAUGUACAUAGGAUGUCUUGCCACAAUGGGCCAGAGAACAAUGGAAACGCCAGAUGAAUAAGUCUCGGCCAGCGUUUUAAUUACUAGAACACAAAUUUAUGCCAUUGUUGCGACAAACCUAUAUAUUUCCUUCACUACGUGAACGAACAAUGGACACUGCUGUUUGUAACUGUGCUCAAAAUGAAAAUACAGAAAAAUACCAAAACAAGUGGAAGCGAAAAACAAUGAGAAAGCGGGAGAAAACCAUUUAAUUAGCAUAUUAAAAUGCACUUUGACAGCAAUUUUCUGUGUGCAUUGUGUGUGUUUUACUCAAGCAGCUUAUAUCUAAAUUAGUUUAACUCAGUAAUUGUUUGACAAGUACUUAUGUUUUUGUUGUGAUGGUAAUGUUAAAAUCCAAGCAAAGCUCGAUAUAAAUGUGCGAAAACUUUAAAAUACCAAUUAAUGAGUGUUUUAAAAGUGCAACUAGGUAAUGGGAAGCCAACCAGCCAGCAGGUGCAAAAGAAAAUAGUUGUGACUGGGUAAGUAUCGAAGGUAAAUAUAUUUGCUGGCGGGUUUCUGUGGAUGGAGGAUCCACGUGAGUCCGUUUCCUUUUGCUGGCAGCUGAUAAUGCAGUGAGCGGACACGCCGCGUAUACUUAAUGUACCACAAAGGAAGCCGCAUGCAUUUCCCAG